Rubroshorea leprosula is the source of this 1073-nucleotide messenger RNA. The record is from the annotation of a GenBank genome assembly. Lineage: Eukaryota; Viridiplantae; Streptophyta; Magnoliopsida; Malvales; Dipterocarpaceae.
AAAGUCCCAAAACCAAGUGAAAAAAAAAUAACAAUAACGAGGGCUCCAUCAUCUCCAAAGCUUUAAAGGGGUUUUGGGGGCAGAAAGCCAGAGUAUCCCGCAUUCUAUUAUUCCUCCAAGCAUACCCUUCCAUGUGCUACUUUCAACAUUCUUUUGGACUCUUCUUCUUACCCUUUUCUGCCUUUUGCCCCUUCCUUCAAAUACACUAACCAAAGUACUCUAUUAGAUUGGCCUCACAACCUUUUCUUUUUGGACCUUGCAGGUACCCUGCCGAUUCUCAUUCCCUUUCUAAAUCAUUUAGAAUUUCAUCGAUGCACUAAAUACCUUACUUUAACACAAACCCCCCAACAUUCCGUCCUAUAUCUAUAGACCUCAGAGAGCUUAUUUUUUCAUCAGUCCAUCACCUUAAUUUAUUUUGCAUCCUCCAUUAGGCUCCAUACGACAAGUAGAGAAACACAAGAGAUUUAACGUGGCUCCGCACUGUGCCUUUUCAAAAUGGGUAGCGAAAGUAGCGAUCCUAUUGCCUUUCAAUCCUCCAUUGCUUUAUUGCAAGAAAGAUUCAGACAGCUUCAAAGGGUGAAGAAGAUGAGGGAAGAGAAAGAGCUCUUGAUGAGGAAGCUUCCAGAGCCUAAACCACAUGAUCACACCACCAAGGAUUAUGAGCCAAUGGCGGCGGGGGUUUUCUUCCAUUUCCUUCCACCAAAGCCACCAUCUGCACCUCUGUCCCUCUGGUCUGAUUCACAGAGCAGGCAGACAUCCAUGGAGAGUAAGAAAACUCCAGUUUUGAUGAGUUUUUUGCCCGCUAAAACAUCGUCAACUUCCAAAGUUUCGUCGGUCCAAUUGGAGGGGUGUUCGGACUGUGACGAUGUUGACACCUCUCUUCAUCUGUAAACAAACCUAAUCCUAGUACACAAGUUUCCGGUAAUGUAGUACGGUUAGGGUUGCUACUAGUUAUUUUGAUAUAUAAGUGUCUUCAUGAAUGAAUGAUCAUGUUAUAUAUCAUGUGUGAAACUAGUUGUUCAGGAUUUUGGAUCUUCUUUUUACUUAUCACGCAACAAACAGUUUCACCACAU